Molecule: messenger RNA, 1431 nt
Organism: Babesia bovis T2Bo
Lineage: Eukaryota; Apicomplexa; Aconoidasida; Piroplasmida; Babesiidae
Exons: 1
Coding region: 46-1371 (441 amino acids)
Source: RefSeq, a predicted model, not a curated record
ACUUAUCUUAAGGGUGGAAAAUGCCAUAAUAUUGUAAUUUACGCAAUGCUCACUACGUCAUACUAUUACAACAUGACUAAUCGCAAAGUGACUCUUUUCAUUAAAGCCCAUAUAUGGGCUAUAUUGUGUUCCCUUUUCGUGCAUUCCAUUAAAAUCGAUUUACUUGAUGAUAAUUUUCCCCCGAAUGUGAAUGCCUACCAUGGUAGCUUUCAAGAGGGGGGGCUAUAUCGUUUGAUUCAAUGCAUUGAUGUCGAUUUAGAUGCUGUUGUGUAUGGGAAUCUUCUGAUUGCGAAGGUGCCUCAGGGUUCAGCUAGAGAUAUGUAUGUUUACAUAGAGGAAUACAAAAUACAGAGUAAAGUGAUCAUUUGUAUAACGUUUAUAGAUAUGAUUUUAGAAAUUUGCAAAAGUAGAAGGUAUUAUAGGUAUAAAAUAUUUGGAUUUGCGGAGGCAUCACAUCAGAUAAUGAAGUCGGUUAAGGAUCCCAUAUUUUUAGAAAUUGAUAUGACGAUGGAAAAGAUGCAUCAUCAACUACGUUGUGAAUUAAGACCAGAGGGUGAACAUGGCGCACCAUGGUAUUCGGUCCGUCCACAAUAUAUAAUAGGUAAAGACAAUAGAUUCAGAUGCCGGCGGUUUGCUAGCAGGUUUCUUAUAUCUCAGAUUUUGAAUGUUGAUUAUAGAAAUAAUGGGAUAUAUCCUCCUUCAUCUUUAAUUGGUUAUUUUAAGGGCUUCUCCAGAUCAUGUAGUGAAGAGCAUUGCAUUGUUACCGUACUGGACCAAUAUGAAUUUAUGUAUGAAAUCGUUAUACCACCUACAAUUAACGGGAUUUUUAGACCCAGAAACAUAUAUGAGACUAUGGUUGAAAUAGACCCACAUAUGCAACGAAGAUUAUCUCCAGAUAAAACAUUGAUUGAGAUUGAUAUUUCAUCUAUUAAGCAGAAUCGGGAUGAUCUAGUCAUACUAGCGAACUUAAAGAGAGGCAAAUGGCUUUAUACUCAAUAUACAAUAAUACCGUACCGUUACCCCCUUUAUGAAAUUGCUUGCGUAAUAUCUACUGAAGAUAUAUCUACCAUUUACUGUCCAACUGGGCAAACAGUGGUUACUCAUGUAGAAGUGUUUGACCAUAUAAUACACAAAUGGAGGUACAUUGUGAUACAUACAGUAAAAUUCAAUGAAGGAAAUGAUAUGAAUGAUUAUGAUAUAUAUAAAAGAAUUGAUGAUGAAGAAGGCGUUAAAUAUUUUGACGUUGGAAAUAACUUUUGCAAAGAACCUUAUAUGUUAAUGUUAAAUAAUAUAAGCACGGAAGAAGGCGGUGACGAGGGAUUACAUACCGCAUGUAUGGGUCAAGUUCUCAAUGUGACUACAUCUGCAUGAUUGUAGUGGAAAUUUUAAGGUCAGCUGUAAGUCUUAACACCCCAAAGGACGAGUACUAAC